AACAACUUUUUCUGAAGAUAGAGACGCAACAGAAAAAGAAACACAAGCAACGCACCAAAGACAACGAAAGACCAGAAGGCAACUCCAAAAGAGAUCUAGAGAUUGCGGAUAUGGCCUCCGAUGAAUAUAUUGUAAUGCUACCUUACCUUGCCCAUGGCCAUCUUAUACCAUUCCUAGCAUUGGCAAGGCAGAUUCAACAAAGAACGGGCUUCACCAUCAUCAUUGCCAGCACCAAGCUCAACAUCCAGUACCUCCGACGUUCUUCCGUUUCUGUCGACGACUCUAAUUUUCCAUCCCAUUCCAGCAUCCGCUUUGUCGAGCUCCCCUUCUGCAGUUCUGCCCACGACUUACCACCCGACACUGAGAACACCGAGAACUUGUCUCUAAACAAAAUGAUAAACCUUUUUCAUGCAUCGGUGAGUCUCAAAGAUCCACUCUUGCACGUUCUCCAUGAUAUCAUUGACCAAGAAGGGCGGCCUCCGCUUUGUAUAAUUUCCGACGUGUUUUUUGGGUGGGCUGUUGAUGUUGCAAAGAGUGUGGGCGCCAUGCAUAUUACAUUCUCCACCGGUGGAGCCUACGGCACCAUGACCUACGUGUCUCUGUGGCUUAACCUCCCACAUCGUUCCACAGAUUCCGACGAGUUCAAGCUGCCGGGGUUUCCUGAAAGUUAUCGUUUCCAUCGCUCUCAAUUGCACCAAUAUUUGAGAGUUGCGGAUGGUACGGACAUGUGGUCUACAUUUAUGCAGCCACAGAUUUCGCGUUGCUUGGAGUCUUCAGGGUGGCUGUGUAACACAGUCGAGGAAAUUGAACCUUUUGGCCUAGAUCUUCUCAGAAAAUAUCUGCGACUUCCCGUUUGGACUAUAGGUCCUCUUCUUCCCCAAGCAGCUCUUAAAAAGCCGUCCUCCUCACAUUCAUCAAGUAUUUCCGGACAGCAUGCCGGGAAAAAAUCCGGAGUACCUCCAGAAAAAUGCCUUGAGUGGCUUGAUUUGAAGAGUGCUGAUUCAGUUCUUUACAUUUCUUUUGGUUCUCAGAACACCAUUGGUGCGUCCCAAAUGAUGGAAUUAGCUAAAGGCUUGGAGGACAGUGCAAAAUCUUUCAUUUGGGUGAUAAGGCCACCCCUUGGUUUCGACAUUAAUGGCGAAAUCAGAGCGGAGUGGUUGCCAGAAGGAUUUGAAGAACGGAUCAGGGAAAACAAACGAGGUUUGUUAGUCAGAAACUGGGCACCCCAGUUGGAUAUUCUUGCCCACAAGUCGACCGGAGCUUUUCUGAGUCAUUGCGGGUGGAACUCGAUAUUGGAGAGCUUAAGCCAGGGCGUGCCCAUGAUAGGGUGGCCUAUGGCAGCCGAGCAGGCAUACAAUUCAAAGAUGCUGACGGAGGAGAUGGGUUUGAGUGUGGAGCUGACAAGAGGGCAUCAAAGCGUGAUUGAAGGGAAGGAGGUGAAGAGGGUCGUAGAAUUGGUUAUGGACGAAAAGGGCAAAGGCAAGGAUAUGAGGAAGAAGGCAGCCGAGGUUAGAGUGCAGAUAAGGUCGGCAAUAAGAGAAGAGGGAGAAGAGCAGGGGUCUUCGGUGAAGGCAAUCGAUGACUUUGUUAGGACGAUUGUUUCCAAGAGAGGAGCACUCACGGCCAAUCAGCUUGGUUCAAAAAUUUCAGAGAAGGAGCUCCCCACAAUUUUAAGUAAUUGAUGUUCAACCUGUUUGAUACUUUUGAAUAAGAGGAGCUCUUACAGAUUGCUGGGGUGAUGUGGAAGCUGUGGAAAAGAAGGAAUGCAGUGAUUUUUGAAAACAUCUUUUCUCCUCCUUUAGUGCUUUCUAAUCAAGCUAUCCUAAGGUUAUCUGAAAUACAUUCCAGUUUUCAAUCUCAACUGAUUAGAAAUUCUAUUCCUACUAUAUAUUCAUCAUGUUGGAAGUCUCCACCUCAAGGUAUUGUCAAAAUUAAUUGGGCUGCAUCGGUAGAUAAACAUCUUUAUUUUGGCUGGUUUUGGAGUUGUGGUAAGGGAUAGUGAGGGUCAUGUUUUGGCUACCAUGAGGAUAAAAGAUAAUCUGUUACCUGAUCCUCGAUCAUCUAGCAGAAUCUUAUGUUGUUUUCUAUGCCUCAAAGUUUGCUAUGGAAGCUUGGUUUCCAACGAAUUAUUUUAGAAGGGGAUGCUCUAAAUGUUGUGGAUGGCAUUAAAAAUGGUGCUCAAGGAUGGGACAAUUCCAGUAUGCUCAUAUCAGAUGCUAGAUCUCUCUUGAAUCAACUUCAACAAUGGACAAUUGCUCAUAUUCAAAGACGUUUUAAUUCAGUUGCUCAUACUUUGGCAAGAAGUGCAUUAAGCAUUGCUGAUUCAAUGUUUGAUAUAGAAGAAGUUCCUCAUUGUAUUUCUCAUUUAUUGUAAGCAUGUUUGAACAUUAAUAAAAUUUCGAAUGUUCUUUUUUAAAAAAA
Messenger RNA from Juglans regia (Persian walnut), 2421 nucleotides. Its product is annotated as UDP-glycosyltransferase 92A1-like. The coding region runs from base 111 to 1682 and encodes 523 amino acids. Gene Ontology annotation, molecular function: UDP-glycosyltransferase activity. NCBI's taxonomy places the organism in Eukaryota, Viridiplantae, Streptophyta, Magnoliopsida, Fagales, Juglandaceae. The record is from RefSeq and is a predicted model, not a curated record. The transcript has 2 exons.